Megachile rotundata (alfalfa leafcutting bee) is the source of this 6659-nucleotide messenger RNA. RefSeq names its product casein kinase I gish (gene gish). NCBI's taxonomy places the organism in Eukaryota, Metazoa, Arthropoda, Insecta, Hymenoptera, Megachilidae. Gene Ontology annotation, molecular function: ATP binding; protein serine/threonine kinase activity. Gene Ontology annotation, biological process: protein phosphorylation. The record is from RefSeq and is a predicted model, not a curated record.
GCGCGAGAGACAGAAGCGUGAGCUUGUACGUGAUCGUUUGUCCGCGUUCGACGGAUCUUUCAAAUAGCGUGCGUGCGAUCGGUAGACGGUAGACGAUCAGAAAAAAGUACGUUCGUAAAAUCAGUUAGGCAAGGGGCGGUCGGUAAAAUCUCGGGAAGAUAGACCGCGAGGGACAGCAUUAAUCCCCGGCCUUGUGUACGUACUGGCACACGAUAGCCGAUCGGGCAUACUGGUGACACGACUGCGGAUUUUCCUUAGUCAAGAGAGAACAUACGAAGCUCGUAAAGCGCGUGUGCUCGUGUGCGUGUCACUGGGAAGAGUUCAGAGCCGCUUCGGCGGCGCUCCCAAAUCUAACCGCAGAAUCGAGUCUGCGGUGGUGAGUGGUGGUUUUAUCGGAGCACGUCUCAAGUACGAUCGCGAUCGCACGCGGCGGGGUCGUUUGUAAUGGAGGAGGUUUCGGAGUGUAUUCCCGUACGACGGAACAGUGUCGGCGAUGCACGCCGUAUCGACUGAAACGCGAUAUUUAUCUUUAACCAUUCCUCCCGGCCGGCCGGGCGAAAGAGGCAGGUCGAAAUUGGUAUGGAAUCGUCCAGGGUCCUCGACACUCGGAACACUCGCUCCCGUCUGUGAUAAACCACUAGCCGUUUAGAAGGAGACAGAAGAAGGGAAAAGAAGAGAUAGCUGUGCGUGUGUUUCGCGCGUGUUCUCGUCUGCCCUCUUCAUCUCGUAUUAAGUGUAAACAUUUCCUGAAAUCCGCUGCGAGGUUAGGAUAGCAUGGGGAUUGAUCCCCUGAAGGCAUCGACCGACUCGCCGUGACACCUGCGACUCGCCGUACGGUGUUUGUGCGUGCGUGUAUGUGCGUGCUUGUGUAUGUAUCCUCCCAGGAAGCCGUUGGAGUAUUAUUUCCACCGGUUACCGUCCAAGGGAAGACCAAAGAAGAAAAUAUGUCAAGAAUGGGGAUCGAUCCCCGAGAUAACGUACAUUGUCGCUGUUAAUCGACCGGGCACACGUCGGGAAUUUUCAUCGUUCAUUCGAACCUUUCUGUCACGUUAAACAGACUAUCUCUGCCGCGACACAGGACACUCGCAACAUGCAGAAAAGAGACGGUAGGGAUACUCGCGAGAAGGAGCACGCUCGUAGCUCCGAGCGUGAACAGGAAGCCACGAAGAGAACCUCUCGCGGUAGCGGUAAUGCUGCCAGAUCCAACGUGCAUUCCUCAAGGCAUAGUGACUCCUCCGCCCCCACUGUACUCAUGGUCGGCCCCAAUUUUCGUGUCGGCAAGAAAAUUGGCUCUGGCAAUUUCGGAGAACUUCGGCUAGGGAAGAACCUCUACAAUAACGAGCAUGUAGCAAUUAAAAUGGAACCAAUGAGGACGAAGGCGCCGCAGCUACACUUAGAAUAUGGAUUUUACAAAUUAUUAGGUACACACGAAGGUAUACCGGAGGUAUACUACUUUGGUCCAUGUGGGAAAUACAACGCUAUCGUGAUGGAACUUCUCGGACCUAGCCUGGAGGACCUGUUCGACCUCUGCGGUAGGAGGUUUACCCUGAAGACCGUUCUCAACAUCGCCAUACAACUUCUUCAUAGGAUAGAAUACGUUCAUAGUCGACAUUUGAUCUACCGUGAUAUCAAGCCGGAAAACUUCCUAAUAGGACGAAGCACAACCAAACGUGAGAAGAUUAUUCACAUCAUAGAUUUUGGACUGGCCAAACAGUACAUAGACUUGCAAACGAAUAAACACAUACCGUAUCGGGAACACAAAAGCCUUACGGGCACGGCGCGUUACAUGAGCAUCAACACGCAUUUUGGAAAAGAGCAGAGCAGAAGGGACGACUUGGAGGCGUUAGGACACAUGUUCAUGUACUUCCUGCGCGGUAGCCUUCCCUGGCAAGGACUGAAAGCGGACACGUUGAAAGAACGAUAUCAGAAAAUCGGCGAUACGAAGCGGAACACUCCGAUCGAGGUACUCUGCGAAGGUCAUCCCGAAGAAAUGGCUACGUACUUGCGAUACGUCCGUAGACUGGACUUCUUCGAGACGCCCGACUACGAGUACCUGAGGAACCUCUUCCAUGACUUGUACGAGAAACGAGGCUUCGUCAACGACGGCGAAUUCGAUUGGACUGGCAAGACGAUGUCAACGCCUGUCGGAUCCAUGCAGACUGGACAAGAAAUUAUCGUAUCGCCGAAUCGUGAUCGGCAUCCUUACAAGGAUGUGACAGGUCCAGGGGUGGGAGGCGGGAAUGGUAAAGGGGUGGGAACCACGUGGCCAGAUACUGUGAAGCAAUCAGGAGCCGGUGGUACGUUGACGCCUGCUGAUAGGCACGGUUCUGUGCAGGUGGUGUCCUCGACGAACGGUGAAUUAGCCAACGACGAUCCUACUGCAGGACACUCGAAUACACCGAUUACAGCACCUCAAGAAGUGGACAUGGUGGACGAAACCAAUGUUUGCUUUAUUUGCAGAUGCUGUUGCUUCUUCAAACGGAAGAAGAAGAAAAGUGGAAGACAAAAGUGACUGUCUGUUAUCGUCGAUCUUAGGGGGGCAAUACAGUGUGCGUGUAAUAGUACAGGUGAUGUUGGGAAACGUGUCGCGGCAGUGCGACUCUAUAGAAGACGAGAUGGUACCGUGGACAGAGAAGCUGCAGGCGAUACGGAAAGUGAGGCCGUUACUUUGCUACGUGCCGGAAGUCGAUCUGCUUCUCAGGAUUCGGUGGUGAACGCCAUCGUCACGAUGUCAUGCCGUCGACGUUAUCAAAUUAAACCACCAUACAGCCAUCGUUACUACUGCUACUACUAUUGCUAUUAUUCUCAUUAUUAUUAUUAUUAUUAUGAUUAUUAUUAUCAUCACGAUUAACUUUUGCUCUUCUUCUUUUUCCUCUUAUUAUUAUUAUUAUUACGAUUAAUCUAUUAUUAUUAUUUUCAUUAUUUUAUUAUUAUUAUUAUUACUACAAUUAUCAUUGUCAUUAUCUGUACGAUUAUCGUUCAAUGGUCCAACAUCGUUGUCAAUGUCGAUGUUACCGAUUAUAAUGCUGUAAACCUGUCACUGCUGAUUGAGAAAAAAGAACAGUUGGAUUGUUCAGUGCCGGCAAAUCAGUCCACCUACGUGUGCAUGCGGUAAAAGAAGGAAUUGACGUGCCGAUGGUGAAAGAACGUGUUUGUGCCUACGACUCUCUCUCGUCUUGUACCACACGGUGGCGCUCUCGAAACAACGCCGUUCAUUGCUACGUGUAUUACGAUACACGUACUAAAUCGUAAACGAAUUGAGGCUGAGAUUUCAUUUUAUUCGAAAAGAAAAGAAAAUCUGUCCUGGAUUAACGAGCGUAGCGUACUCCUGCUUCUAUCGAAAUUUCAACGUACAAAAACACGAUUUGUCGAGAUAGGGGCGACUGGAAAGGCAUGAAACUGAAAUGAUAACACGUUUACGUAUGCUUACUGGUAACAUCGCGAGUACGAGAACGCAUCGAGUGAGGCAAGGUAUUUAAAUUCCUAAUCAUGUUACAUUUCGAAUAUUUCUUUCGUAUAUUGUUCGUUGAAUAAUCGAGUCUUAGAUGGGCUUUCUUACGUACUCGAAGGUUCCGAAUUUUUCUUUGUCUUUAUCGAAUGAAAAAUCGAUCAAUGACACGUGUGUAUUAUUCUUUUUAUGAAUUUAUAACAGUAUUAAAGCUUUAUCAGUAGGUAGCUACGAAGAUCGUGCUGAAAUCGCAUUCAUUAUAUUUUAGUUAAUGUUCUUUCUUUUUUAACUAUAUUAUUUUUCAUUACGAUUUUUUUACGCCUACACUGCCUAUCGUUGUUCUACGUAAGUACACGAUUAUACGUGAAGUUAAUCUACAUUUGACUGUACAUAAAAUAUAUUCGAGAACUAUUUUGCUACGAAGCCAUACCGUACUUUAUAUUUCUUAGUAUUUCCGUCAAUCGUAUAUCAUUUAACGAGCUUCGUGAUACUUCGAGGUGGUUGUUCAAGCGUUUUGAUCGAUACACGAAGGGGAGGAACAAAGACGAUUGUAAUUUUGCACGCGGAUCGAUUUUUCGGUUUCAUGCCUUCCGUGUAAUUACCUUGUAAGAAAAUGUUAUACGUCGCAGAAGCAAUUCAAAUCACAUUUUAUAUAACAUAUCGAAUCAAAGAAAAUGAAAAAAAGCAUAAGGAUUAUUGUCUGUAGAUUGUAUUAUCUACUCGAACAUAGAUCAACGAACGUAUAUGGUACGUGUCGAUACAGUUGAUCGUUGUUCUACAAAACGCGAUGAUUCAAAACAGUGUCUUGAAUCAACACUUAUCGUGUACGAGAGGACCCGUUUAUUUCAGCGAAAUUUUUUUAUCCUUGGAACACGCGUGUAACACAUAGAUUAAACUAUUUAGAAAUGUAACGAAAAGAGAACCAAAGUAUGCCUGUAAUUGAAUAUAUAUUUACGUCAAUAUAGGUUUCAUUUUAAAGCAAUCGAAUACUUUUAUCGUCUGUGUUUAAACACUACGAACGAGAACAGAAUUUUCCUUCGAACUACAGAAGUCAAGAAAAAGGGAAGAAAAAUGUAUAAAGAAAGUGAUAUCUAGCGUACAAUACCGCGAACUUUCGUGGAAAAUUUCGAUGACUUACUACAAUCCGCUCUCGUUAUAUAGCUACGGAUCAGCUACGACAGAAAAUUAUUCAAAUUCAUAAUAUUUUAGAUUGAUCUAACGUUCAGCGUUUGACGGAAAAUUGUCCAAUUUAUAGUGUAUCAAUAUGCGUGAAUGUAGCAAUAUAUCGAGGGUCUACUGUAGUACAUCCCACGAAGUAGCGAAAUGUUAUAUACAAAUUUCUAUGGAUGUUCUCGAAAAGACAUUCGAGCAAUCAACAGAUACUUAACGCGAAACAUACAUGUGAAAUAGAAGAAGAAGAAGAAGAAGACGAAGAAGAUGUAGAAGAAAGAGAAGAAGAAAAGGAUCUUUGUCAGCCCUGCCGAUUAAACGAACAAGUAAAAAAGUAUAUCGAUAUUACGAAGUUUUGUUACAAAUUUGGAACGAUCGUUCGCCUCCGUCGAAGCAAAACUUUUAGAUCAAUCUUUUUAUUCGGUUAACUCGAGAAUUUUUCGAUGAUAAUCACGCUGUACGACACGCGAAUACGUACGAAAUCUGUCGCACAUUCAAGGACUUGUAUUGUUCGUUUAUUUGCAGACUGAUAAAUAAUAAAGUGAUUUAAGUACACGUUAAUCUGAAAUUCUUUACAUUUCGAAGUUAGGUAGAACUCCCUGAUGAUACAUGUUUAGAAGAUACACGAUAUAGAUUUUAAGAUAACGAAAAUGUUCUCGCCAACUAUGACACGUCACAAAACGUCCUUUUAUUCUUUGCUAAUCGUUUAUAUCGAGAACAGAAAUAUACAGAGAGAUAGAUUUUCUAAAAAAAUACAAAGAAAAAAACAAAACAUGUUCAUAUCUAUAAAUAUUACCGAUAACGUUAUACUACACAUAGAUGUACAAAAAAGUAAAAAGAUUAUUAUUCGAAAGUAAACACAUGUAUCGCCAUAAGUUAUAUCAGUAGAUGCAAUCGUAAAUAUACUGUCGUUAACUGAUAAAGGCAAUAAUGAUAAUGAAAGAUGAAACUGUUGCGCUAAUGUCUUUGCGUCUCGUUAGAUCGUCGUUGAUUGAUAAAAGAGGCAAAAGAAGAGCGAAAAUGAAACUGGUUAGAGUAACAAUCGAUGUGUACAGUUCUUUCGUCAUUGAAUAAAAUAUCGUCCACUCGAAGAGAGAGUGACCACAAAUUUGUAACAAAACGAACUCGCUAAUCAACUAAAUUUAAAAAAAUCUGUUUAAUCGGCUAGUCAGCACAGAUUUUUUUCUUCUUUGCAAUCGGAAAAGUUGAAUCGUCUAUCAAUGCGAUACCACUUUGAUCAACCAUAUUACUUUGAAGUUAGGUCGACGAUUACAUUCAUAGUUUUGUUUAUUAUGGUACCGAAUUUUUAGACGAAUAAAUUUUAUGUACUUUUUAUAGUAAAAUUUCAGUGAGCACGCAUUAGACCUUCGACCAAAUCAUUUCUAAUCUCAAACAGGUUAACGCAUUGAUUACCACAGUAGAAAUAGUCAUGUUUAAUAAUAGUAAUAUAACGAGAGUCUACUGUAUUCCAAGUUUUUUCAUUAUUUUAUCGAAAUAAAUUGGUAGGGAAUCUCCAUGGUAAUCAGUGAGUUACAGAAAAAGCGGCGUAAGCAAGAACAUGUCAUUCGUCUCCGCGUGAAGUCGGCGAGCGUUAAGUUUACGGUGUUCGAAGAUCCGAACUCGUACUAAUUAGUCUGGCCAACGAUUUCGUACGACUAUCAAGUCGUAUCAAUGCACACCGUGUUAGCGUACCCGUACACAUUGUAUUCGAUGACCAGAACAAUGAAAAAUGAAAACGAUCGAUGUACUUAGAGAGAGCGUAUCACGAAGCGCUGCGCCAUCCUUCUUCACACCUGAUAUCACGCUGUCAUUACCCAUCGGAUGUCUUGAAGUAAUACGCUUAAAAUGGAAAUACGAGCUAAACCAUUAAACUCUGUGGAUUUCCUCUCUCUCGUUGUAUCAGUAUCUUCCCACUGAAUGCUAAAACCGGGAGCAUUGUUCCUUUUUGUAAGCUUGCCAGAGCAAGUGAUCGUCGAACAAUCGUCGGACGUUACGUUUCUUGUACAGUGGCGGGAGAAAGAGCGAAUGCAACCGACAUAAA